UACCCUAAUCUGAAAAUUGAAGACAGGGAGAGAGAGAGAGAGAGAGGAGUGCCCCCAAAGCAAAGGAGGAGCAGAAAUCUUCUCAACUCUCGUUCCUCUGACUCUGAUUCUGAUUCUAGUAUUCUUUUGGAAGACUGCAUUGAAUUGAUAUUCACAGGAUUUGAUAUUUUGUAUGAUUUAUACGUAUUGUUUUUAUGAAUUGGCUGCAACCCUGAUCAGGAAGGGAGGCCAACGAUUUGGGAUAACCCAGAUAAGAAAAAUUGGAGACUCGUAAUUUUGUUUUGAUUGAUUGUUGAGAGGAUGGACGCGGACGCCGGGAAUGGGAGUGUAGUACAUGGAGGAUUGGAGAAUAAGGUGAAACCAGGGAAGUUUCCGUUGACCGUGUGGGAGGUGACGGUGGCGAGCGGCGUCGUAUUGGGGUUUGUGUUGGGGUUGGUGGGGCUGUACCUGACGAUGCCUGCAUCUGAUUACAGCUUCCUCAAGCUUCCCCGUUCGCUACAAGAUCUUCAAAUCCUCAGGGAUAACCUGGAGAGCUAUACAAGUGACUACACUGUACAGGUUCUUGUCGGAUACUGUCUGGUCUACAUUUUUAUGCAGACUUUUAUGAUUCCUGGAACGGUUUUUAUGUCCUUGCUCGCUGGAGCCCUUUUCGGGGUCUUCAAAGGUGUAGCUCUUGUUGUAUUUACAGCUACUGCAGGUGCAUCUUCCUGUUUUUUCUUAUCCAAAGUAAUUGGUCGACCACUUGUCUUCUCUCUGUGGCCUGACAAGUUGGUUUUCUUCCAGGCCCAGGUAGCCAAAAGACGUGAACGUCUGCUAAACUACAUGCUUUUCUUGAGGGUGACUCCAACACUGCCAAAUACAUUUAUAAAUGUUGCAUCACCAAUUGUUGAUGUUCCAUACCAUACUUUCUUCCUGGCAACCUUCAUUGGCCUCAGUCCUGCUGCUUUUGUUACUGUCAGGGCUGGAAUAGCUCUUGGUGAGUUGCAGUCAGUUGGUGAUCUCUAUGACUUCCAGUCUAUAGCAACUAUGUUUCUCAUAGGUGUUGUAUCUGUUACUCCCACGUUGAUGAGCAGCAAGAGCAAAUCGUGAUACUCAAAUCGGCUCCAAUGCACUGUAAUAUACCAUCUCUCUCCUUCCAGUCAAUUCGUUGGUUCUCAUCUCAGUAUAGAUUAGCAUCUCUUGAUGCCUAUUACAGCGUAGUUGAAAGCUUUGGAUGCUUUAGCAUGAGAGAUGUCUGAGCAUCUGCAUUAUUGUGUAUAGUAUCUACUGCGGUGUGAUUUAAAUUGUUAAUACAGUCUAUUAUUGUUUAAAUAUGGUAUAAUUUAGGAUAGGAUUAAUUCAAACUCGUAUUUGAAUCUAUAUUCCAGAAUGCAAUCAGCAAAAUUACUUUGUUUGUUA
This is a messenger RNA of Sesamum indicum (sesame), 1398 nucleotides long. RefSeq names its product SNARE associated Golgi protein family. Lineage: Eukaryota; Viridiplantae; Streptophyta; Magnoliopsida; Lamiales; Pedaliaceae. Gene Ontology annotation, biological process: autophagosome assembly. The record is from RefSeq and is a predicted model, not a curated record.